Microdochium trichocladiopsis is the source of this 1251-nucleotide messenger RNA. RefSeq names its product putative monocarboxylate permease. Gene Ontology annotation, molecular function: transmembrane transporter activity. Gene Ontology annotation, biological process: transmembrane transport. Gene Ontology annotation, cellular component: fungal-type vacuole membrane. Bases 1 to 1251 code for a protein of 416 amino acids. Lineage: Eukaryota; Fungi; Ascomycota; Sordariomycetes; Xylariales; Microdochiaceae. The record is from RefSeq and is a predicted model, not a curated record. The transcript has a single exon.
AUGCCGGAAUCCAAGCCCGACCUCCAAACCAUCCUCAGCCAGUCGCCGCCACCAGACGGCGGCAUCAAAGCCUGGACGCACGUCGCCCUCCUCCACAUUGUCUUCUUCAACACCUGGGGCGUGUCGAACAGCUUUGGCGUCUUCCAGCAGUUCUACGUCUCCGAUCUCCUCGCCGGCCAGUCACCCUCGUCCAUAUCAUGGAUCGGCAGUGUCCAGACAGCUUGCCUCUUUGCGCUGGGCGUCUUCUCCGGCCGGGCCACUGACGCUGGCUACUUCCGAUACGUCUUCUUCACCGGCGUGUUUCUUCAGGUCUUUGGCCUCAUGAUGGCCUCUCUCGCCCAGAAUUACUGGCAGCUCUUCCUCGCCCAGGGGCUCUGCCUCGGUGUCGGCAACGGCCUCUCCUUCAUCCCGGCCCUGUCAACCACAUCCACCUAUUUCCGCAAGAACCGUGCUGUGGCCAUCAGUAUCGGGGCUGCAGGAGCGGCCCUUGGCGGACUGAUCUACCCUGUCCUUGUUCAGCAGCUGCUGCCCGCCAACAAGCUCGGCUUCGGCUGGACAAUGCGUGUGAUGGCUUUCCUCAUGCUGGCAACCUACGUCCCGUGCCUCAUCUGGUACGCCCCGCGGUUGCCCCCGCGCAAGACGGGACCCUUGAUCGACACGACGGCAUUCCACGAGGCCCCAUUCCUGUUCUUUGCGGCGUCCUUCUUCUUCAACUUCUGGGGUGUGUAUACCGCCUUCUUCUACAUCAGCUCGUUUGCGAGGGACCAGAUCGGCAUUGCGAACCCGAGCAACCUCGUCAUCAUCCUGAACGGUGCUGGCGUGAUUGGACGUCUGCUGCCCGGCAUCGUCGCCGACCGGUUUACGGGCCUGUUCAACCUGUUGGUGCCCUUGUGUUUUGCGGGGUCUCUGCUCACGUACCUCUGGAGCCAAGUGCACUCUCCCGCGGGGCUGUACGUGUUUGUGGUGAUCAAUGGUCUCGUUGCGCACGCGAUGCAAUCCAUGUACCCGACCGUGGCGACGACGAUGACGCCUGACAUCAACAAGACGGGCACGCGAGCGGGCAUGAUUACGAGCGCGGUCAGCAUCGCCGUGCUCACGGGUCCUGCGAUCAGUGGGGCCUUGAUUCAGCAGGACCAUGGCGGUUACCUGUACGCACAGAUGUUUGCCGGGACGUCGAUUUGCCUGAGUGCGUUCUGCAUGUUGGGUGCCAGGGUUUCCAAGGCUGGGUGGAAGCUGGUCGUCAAGGUGUAG